Molecule: messenger RNA, 5229 nt
Organism: Copidosoma floridanum
Lineage: Eukaryota; Metazoa; Arthropoda; Insecta; Hymenoptera; Encyrtidae
Source: RefSeq, a predicted model, not a curated record
AUGGCGAAAUCUUUGGAGGAGGCAUUGGCUGAGAUCGCAAUGCUGAAAAACCAGCGAGAACGAGAGAAAAGUGCACAUCAGCAGGCGAUUCAACAGUUAGAAGCUCAGCUAAGUCAACAGUCACUCGAUGGGUCACAAAAUGCUUCUUAUUCAGGAGGGUCACCACAAAUAUCCCAAGCACUCAUGGCGCUGAGUAAUGUGAUGCAAACGCAAACUCAGGCAUUUACAACUCUCACUCAAGCUCAACAAGGUAAUUUUGCCGGACAUAUGCUUUCUGCCGUCGGAGGCCAAGGAAUUACUCGCGAAUUUUACGGCGGCGAAGGACCCGAGCGAGCACUAGCAUGGCUCAAUGAAAUUGAAAACGCGAAGAGGCUCUACGGGUGGAGUGAUGAAAUGGCGUAUAGCAUAGCAAAGUCUCGGUUGCAAGGAGCAGCAUUAAAAUGGCUCAUGACAAAGUCAACGACGGUUAUAAAUUUUGAAACCUUUAGUGAGAAUUUUAAAACGGCAUUCACACAGAUGCGUUCGAAAAGUGAAAAGCUAAAAAUUAUUAUGUCAAGAGUGCAAGGAAAAGAUGAGAAUAUACAAGUGUAUGUGUUAGAUAAAAUCUGGCUCUGUGAAGGACUUGCAUUUUCGGUCGGUGAAAUUCGUGAUGAAGUGGCAUCGGGAUUAUGGUCUCAUGAUUUAUCGACGUAUCUGGCGGGCCAGCGAUACGUAUCAACAGACCUCAUGUUGCAAGAUAUAACAAGGAUGGCAAAAAUUUCUGAGGGACGCCGAGAAAGAAUCGUUGGUCAGCGCGGCCAGCAACGAGAAAUGAAGCGGGGAAAUGGAAUCGCGCCAGGGACGCCAACGUCUCCGUGGAAAGCCAUCACUUCGGGGAAUUCGACUACUGCUGCUGAACCAACUACUUCUGCUCAACAACCGAGAGAUGGGGGUAAGAGUCAGCACAACGACAUAACAGGCAAGAAAGCUCGAGCGUGUUAUAACUGCGGUAACAGCGGACAUUUUGCGCGCGAUUGUAUACAACCGAAACGCGAGUUAACCUGUUUUACGUGUAAACGUCAAGGACACGUGUCGUCACGUUGCAUGUACAAUCAGCCGGGCGGGAAAAAGAACACGUCGGUCGAAAUCACUGAGAUUAAUAGUAUUUAUUGUCCAGUAAGCGGAAAAGAGUCGGUUAAAAAGUUUAUUAGGGAAGUUAAAAUAGGUGGAAGUAGAUUUGUUGCUCAGAUUGAUAUGGGCGCGGCACCAUGCACGAUGGCAGAGUCAGCAGCUAAAAGUGGCGGUUUCACUAUAAUAGGCUCUGAAUCGGUGUUGGGGGCGUUCGGAGGCGGAACUGUGAAGUCGCCUGGGGUAAUGUGCGCUAAUGUCGUUCUCGACAAUUUAAAACCGCGAGAGUUAAUUUUGCGAGUUGUACCGGAUGAGGCGCAAGAAUUUGAUGUAAUGUUAGGCCGGACUUUCACAGAGACGCCAGAUCUUAGCUAUAUUCGUAAAGGCGAUGAAUUGAUUUUUGCUGACGUUGAGUCGAAUGUCGUUAAAAAUAAAUCUGCGAAUAAAGCGGUUUCGCUAGAAAAAGUUGUGCUUGAAGCAGGGUCAAUAAAUUUAAUUAAUGUUUUAGUUGAUUCCCAUGAACUUAAAAUGCCCGUCGUUAAUCUGAGUAAUAAGGAUGAAAUCAUGCAAAUCGGAGACCGUAUAUGCGAAUCCGUGACGCGAGUAGAGCAACUAGAGCCAGGAGAAGUACGAAAGGAAAAGGUCACGAGUGCAGAAGUUUUUGUUAGUUCUCAGGUCACGACAAAUCAAAAAGAUGAUCUUGUUCGGUUGCUAAAUAAAUAUCGCCACUGUAUUGCGAAAAAUAUAUCAGAAAUAGGAAAAACGGACAAGAUCACAAUGGAUAUUGAAUAUGAUAAAAAUACUGAGAUUCGCUCAAAACCAUAUAGGUUAAAUGCACGAGACCGGGGCGAUUUAGAAUGUUUGAUAGACGAGUACAAAAGAGCGGGAAUCAUAACAGAAACAAAUUCCGACUGCGCCAGUCCAGCGUUUAUUGUUAGGAAAAGUGACGGUUCUCCUCGAAUGGUCAUAGAUUAUCGUAAACUCAAUAAAGUGACGAAACUUAUUCAUUAUCCAAUACCGAAUUUCGAUGAUCUUUUAGAAAAACUUACCGACACAAAGGUUUUCGCUAAACUUGACUUGGCGCAGGGAUAUUUACAAAUGCCACUUUCCGACGAAUCAAAAGAUGCCACAGCUUUCAUAACGGAAACUCAAACGGGGCGUUUCGAGAGAGCCAUGUUCGGGUUGUCUAAUGCUCCCCGUUAUUUUGCUAAGCUGAUGGAUCGAGUACUUGGAGUGGCAAGACGUCGGAGAAUAGCGUUCAAUUUUUUUGACGACAUUUGUGUCAGUGAAAAAUCAUGGGAUGAUUUAAUGAAAAAUUUGGAAGAAAUUUUAAUUUUACUUGAGGAUGCCGGCUUGACUUUAAAUUUGUUUAAAUGUCUAUUCGGGGAAAGUAAAAUCGACUAUUUAGGGUACACGAUCGGUGAAGGUAAGGUGCAACCCGGCGAUCGAAAAAUAAUUGCUAUUGACAAAUUUCCAAGGCCAAAAGACAAGCACGAAAUACGUAGAUUUUUAGGAUUAGCCAGCUUUUUUAGGAGAUUUGUGCCUGGAUUUGCUUGCAUUACAAAACCCUUGUCUCAAUUACUUAAACAAGACUGUAAAUUUAAUUGGAGCACGAAACAGGAAAAUGCGUUUAACGAAAUUAAAGCAAAAUUAUUGUCAAAACCUGUCUUAAAAUUAUACAACCCUAGAGCAGCUAAAACGGAACUGCAUACAGAUGCUUCGUCAGUUGGAAUAGGCGCGUUGUUACUUCAGGCUGAUCGAGAGGGAGAGCCUUUAAGUCUUGUAUAUGCGAUAAGUCGAAGUACCAGCGAUGCCGAAGAAAAAUAUCAUUCAAGUCGACUCGAACUCUUGGCAAUUGCAUGGGCAUUAGAAAGAUUGCGCCCUUUUCUAAUUGGUAUACCAUUUGUUGUUGUAACUGAUUGCCAGAGUUUAGUUCACAUGAAUGCGUGGAAAACUUGCAAUCCACAAAUUGCACGAUGGAUGAGCGCGAUCGCGGAGUACAAUUUGGAAAUCAAACAUCGCCGAGGUGAUCAAAUGCAGCAUGCUGACGCAUUAUCCCGGGCUCCUUUAAUGGUUGAUGAAGACAAAUUCCCUGAACCCGAUAUAAUUUUAAAAAUUGAAACUAGAGAAGAGGAAAUAUUAUUAUUUCAGAGGUCUGAUGUUGAUAUGUUAGUGUUAAUUAAAAUUUUGCAGAAACCCAAAAACGAAAGAAAUCGAGAUGAAUGCGGAAAAGUUAGAGAUUAUUUGAUGCGCGAUGGACUAUUGUAUAAAAAGGUAGAACGUGGAGGACUGAGUCGCGAACUAUUUGUUGUUCCUAAAGUUAUUAGGAAAUCCCUUGUAAUUAAAUACCACGAUUUAAAAACAAAGAAAAAGGCAAGUCCAGGCGAAGGAGAACUACACCCAAUUCCUCCUGGAAAAAGACCUUUUGAUAUUGUACACGCUGACCAUGUAGGACCUUUUCCUACGACUACGGUUCCGGUCAAAAACGUACUGGCGUCAACGACUGUUAAAAAGUUUGAAGAGUUCGUGAAAUUAUAUGGUGCACCUAGAAAACUAAUUACCGAUCGUGGAACCAGUUUCACGUCUCAUAUAUUUCAGGAGUUUUGUCUCAAGUACGGGAUCAAUCAUACCUUAAACUCGAGCAGGCAUCCUCAAGCGAACGGAAUGAUAGAACGGCUAAAUCAAACUUUAAUACCCGCGUUGAGAAUUUCUGCUGGGGAAGAUGAAUUUAGUUGGGACAAGAACGUUAAAAAUAUCGAGCGUGAUAUAAAUUCGUCGGUGAGCGCUACUACGGGUAAGACGCCCUUUGAAGCCCUAUUAGGAUAUUUGCCGCGUUUCGACGACGGACAGGUGCGAAAUCUUACGACGAACUGCGAAACUUAUACCUUACCGAAUAAUGUACAAAAUGAGAUAAGAGGGAGAAUUGAAGCAGAACAAGCGCGAUACGAUAAAAAUCGUCGAAUUAAUGUAACUUUUAAAAUCGGUGAUAUUGUAUACAUGCAGCGAAAUCCGGUAGCCACGGGCUAUUCAACUAAGCUACAACGAGUGUACGGAGGACCUCUUGUCAUUGUCGGUGUUGGUCCUAGCGAUACUUAUCGUGUGAAAAAGUUGAAUGAAUCUAAUGAUCGUAAUUUUGAAACCACAGCACAUGUAAAACAGCUUAAAAUAUGGACCGGUUUUAAUCAAAAUGUUUCCGAUGAGGAAAGCGAUGAAAACACUAGCGAAAAUGAGAGUGAGAAUAAUUGCGAGCGUGUUUCAGGCGAUAGCACUCCAGAAAUUGAAAACCGAGAGACAGAUGGUAAUUUCAUGAAUGAUCUUGAGAGUAGUGAAAAUGUGCCACUUGUCACUACGGUUGAAAAGACACUAAGUUCUAAGCGCCCACAAACAAAUUCUGUAAAAUCUAACGAGACAUCGUCUCAACGAGAUCUUGAAGAAGAGCUUCCCAUCAAGGGACCCAAGAACAGCCGAAUACCAGGAGCUCACAAGCACCCAGAGACCAACUUCGAGAACAGUAGAGACCUUCCUGACCGUGGCCUUCCUGAGCACUUUUGUGCCUCACAGGGUAACGAACCUGCCCGAACAACUCCAUCCGUUGUACGAAGAACGCCACCAACAACUUCGUGCUCUACGCCCAAGGACCAGGUCAUAACAACCUAUCACCUAUCACCAGCGUUGGUGUUUAGUGCUUUUCCCUUCUUGUUAAACAUCCUGGCUUUUUCCCGAAUCCUGAGAGCCUCGCGCAGUGGACUUAAACGUCAACAGGUUAUGGGCCCAGCAACUACUAAAAUGAGUGAGAGUGAAGAAAUCAGCGGGCCUCCCGAGAUCGGGGUCGAGGUAGAGGUGCCAGCGAAUGACGGCGAGACGUCGGCCAACGACAGCGAGGUGGCACCACCUGGGUUAGAAGGUGCGGCGGAAGGCGUAGAGGAGGCACGAGCUGUGUCACCGCUCGAAGAGGAGACGAGGAUGCAAGGACAGGAGGAAAGAGGCAGGACUAUGAAGGACGCAGCAUGCCAAGCCCCGGAAGAGGAGGUGAGCGAGCGCACGGACGGAUUGGCGGCGCUGUCCGUGGUUGCUGUCUCGGGCGGCCGAGGCGCCGGGUUGGGACCGGGGACGGACGCCUAG